Scomber scombrus (Atlantic mackerel) is the source of this 3788-nucleotide messenger RNA. RefSeq names its product peroxisome proliferator-activated receptor gamma, coactivator 1 beta (gene ppargc1b). The record is from RefSeq and is a predicted model, not a curated record. Lineage: Eukaryota; Metazoa; Chordata; Actinopteri; Scombriformes; Scombridae. Gene Ontology annotation, molecular function: nucleic acid binding; transcription factor binding. Bases 17 to 2827 code for a protein of 936 amino acids. Gene Ontology annotation, biological process: positive regulation of transcription by RNA polymerase II. Gene Ontology annotation, cellular component: nucleus. The transcript is spliced from 12 exons.
CCUCAUUCACUAGAAGAUGGCGGACUGCGCUCCACUAUUAGAUGAGGAACUCUCGUCCUUUGUCUUCAAUUACCUGACAGAAAACUCCGGCAGCCAGUAUGGGGAGGAGGAGGUGUGUUCGGACCGCUUGGACACUGACUUCCCGGACAUCGACCUCUCCCAGCUGGACACCAGCGACUUCGACAGCGUCAACUGUCUCAGCGAGCUGCAGUGGUGCAACGAUCAGCCAGCGGACGUAUCACCGGCCUCCAUCCACUACAGUACGACAGAUGAGCUCUUCGAGAUAGAAGAGGAGCAUGCGGCUCUGCUCGCCGCUCUCACCGACAGCCUGGACGGCAUGGUGGAUGCCGAGGUGGGCGGGCUCUCCGUCUUCCCCACCUUGGGGGAGGAGCCCGACCAGGAUGAGGAAGACGAGGACAAUCUUCCUCUCAGUGCGGAGGACUUCAGCCAGUCACUGGGGGCCGAAACAGAGGAUCCAUCUCUACUGAAGAAACUGCUGCUGACGCCUCCCAACGUGCCCGCGGGCAUCGAUGCACACAAAGAUGGAGUCAACGGGCAUCGCUACAGCAACAGAAGCUUGCACCUACGGCCAGUCAGACCUCUGGUUAAGAGCGACCUCCCUCAGGAGCGGAAGCCCCGAGCGGUGCGUCCGGCGGGCCGCCUGUGCACCGAGCUCCACCGCCACCUCACCACCGCCCAGGACACAGAGGACACCGCUGCCCCUGACACAGAGGAGGACGAAGAGGAAGAAGAAGACGAGGACAGUGAGUCUGAGGAGGACGAAGAGGAGGAAGGCGAGGAAGAGGAGGAGGAAUCUUCCAGCAGCGAGGUGGAGGGAGUGGCGGUUGCGACCGCUGAGCCGCCUAAGCCUCAGUUCAGCUCGGAGAAAGAACUGCACUCGGUGGUGGAGCUGAUCAAGUACAUGCAUACCUACUGCCUGCCCACGCGCAAGCAGCAGGGCUGGGAUCGUAAAGACCGUGAGCUCUCGAGGCCGCGGGCUCGACCCGAGGCCUCGCGCCCGGCCGCCACAAACUCUCACAGCAGAGUCGUCUUGGUGGCCGCUCCUGGGACCAGUGGGGGUUUGACUGGGACAGGCAACAGCGCCCCCAGGAGGCUCCCCUUCGCUAGGCGGAGGGAGAUGAAGGCCAACUCCCUUCUCCGUGAGCUCCUGCAGCAGAGCAGCUCUUACGAUGUGAGCAAGCCUUACAGACUGCACAGCCCACCCUACUCCCACUCCCACAGCCCCAACAGAGGAGGAGUAUAUAUUUCCUCUGCCCUGGGUAAAUCAGCCCGAGCCCAUUCCCCCACCUCCCACAACCCCAAACCUGAGCUUCGUAAAGACUCUUCCUCCCCAGAGAGGAGAAACUACUCCUCCGAGGCCCCGCAAAGCUUCGAGGAGUUCGCAGAGGACGGCGGUUCCUUCUCCGUUCGGCGCUCCCGACGCUUGGCCUCCUUCCCCAGCCGAUUCGCCAAGAGGCAGCGGCCUGGACGGGCGAGGGAAGGCGAGGGGAGGGACAAGGAGGAGAGAGAGGAGGGACGAGCAGGAUUCAAACUCUUGCCAACCCAGGCCGGAGGGGGAACCACGACAGAGACGCAGCCAGAGCAGCCGACGACGGGCGACUGCAGCGCUGGUACAACGGAGCCGACCAAACCCUGCUGCCACAGCGAAAAGCGAGCCUGCCUCUGCCUGCCUCUGAAUCCCAAGUCCACAGGAGAGUCCCAGUACAGCACCAAGCCUUUUGAGCAGACGCUCAGUGUGGAUCUGUGUGGAACAGCAGGUCUCACUCCUCCCACCACCCCGCCUCACAAACCAGUGGAGGAUGAGCUCUUCAAGCCAGCAGAGGGAGGAAAGGGCGGUGGAGGAGCAGGCGGUGGCGACGGUGGAGGCAGUGAGUGUGUCCACGCAGCCUCAAACACCAACACCAACGUUGCCACCAAGGGCUCCUCCUGGCUCAGCCGCACCCACCACCAGCGGAAGCUCCCGGAGCAGACGGAGCUGUAUGCCCAACUACGGCGCAUGGGCCAGGCCGGUGACAAUGACACACACCGCAACUUUGGCGACCAUGACUACUGCGCGCUGAGCCUCGGCGAGAGCCGCAAGCGUAGCGCCGCUAUGCUUGGCGCCAUGUUGCAGGCGCAGGGAGGGAGCGAUGGUGUUAGCAGCCCGGCACCCAAAGUAACCGAUGAUCAGGUAUCGGCGAAUGAAAAUGGGAAGGAGAACGGGGAGAGGCUGGUGAUGUCAGAGCUUGCAGAACCCAAGCAGCAGACAGCGACAAUUGUGAUACCAUCAUUGCUGCAGUCCAACUGCCAGUUGGCAGCUGCCACACCACCGGUCUCAGAGGAAGAGGCGGAGCGUUCGUCAGCGUCUCGCUCACCCUCGCCCAUCCUCCACCUGUGUCCCGACUCCCCCUCCGGCAAGACAGACUCCAGUGAGAACUCAGAGAUGGGUCCUGACGACAAGCAGAGGAACAAAGCCAAGAUUGACGAGGACAACUGCCAGGUGUUUUACAUCCACAACCUGCCAACCAGCGUGACCCAGAACAUGCUGAGGAAACGCUUCCAGGUUUUCGGCAAAGCAGAGGACUGCAAAGUCAUCAUCUGCAAUGAGGAGCGUUGUGGGGUGAUAAAGAUUCGCCAGGGGGGGAGUCAAAGACACUGGAGAGAACGGGAGACUGUUUUCCAGAAUGGACCUGCGGGCCUAAGGAGGCUGACAAGGAAACGCUACAUAGACCUUGAUGAGGCAGGUCCGGGUCCUGUCAAGAGCAAGUACGAUGCACUGGACUUUGACACUCUGCUGAAGGAGGCUCAGAAGUCCCUGCACCGCUGACAGCACAGCACCUCUGACUGGCCAGCCUUAGUAAACUGCAGCAACACCCCUCCGACAACACUGCUCUACCCUCAGACAGGCCUCUCAGUACCUCCAUGCAAGGCAACCUCGCAAGAUGUUUACAUUUUUACCAUUGGAAUAAAGUAACGAUAAGGACCUUGUUUUUUAAGUUUCUUUCACCGGAGGAUACUGCUUAAAAAUGAGGAAGCCACUGGGAGUCCGGAGGAGUUAAGAGACAAUGGAGGAAUUAGGACUUAACAGCAAUGAUACAACAACUACAAACGAUAGUGAUACAGAUUGUGAUUCUCUGCUGAACAACAAUAACAACAAAGCUGCUUCCUGUCUGUGUUGGUGACGUCACUGCCCCGCCUUGGAAGAGCGGGCGUGAGAGACAUCUGUAGCAAAUCCUUGCUAUCCUUGCGUUGCGUUGGUCCUCGUGGUGUGUUUCUCUGCGUGUGCGUGUUCUUUGUUCCGUUUGUUUUGUAAAAAAAAAAAGAAAAAGAAAAGAACUUCCCUAUUUCUGGUCACGGAUGGUGAACCAUGCAAGCUGUGUUCACCAUUAAGUUGUGUGGUUGUAUAACCAGAAAAAAAAAAAAAAAAAAACCUGCUUUGUUUUAGCGAAAAAUCGUGGAUGUUAUAAAUUUUAAAAAUCUAUUGUGUGUGUGUUAUGGACAAAGAAUAUAACAAAAAAACAUUUAACGUAAUCAUUUGAUGACUGAUAAAGUUUACAAAUCUAAAAUGAAGAAGAAAAAAAUCAUGUUUUUUUCUUUUUUGUAAUUGUAGUGCUUCCUUGAUUUGAUCUAUGCACUGUAAGGAGGUAAAUGUCUCCGCUGUCCUCCACUUUCCCCCCUCUCUAAUCUGUAACUCUGCCAUGCCGACUAUUCUGGCUUCUGCUACUGGCUGCUGCAGGCUUCGUUUGGUAGGCGUGUUAUACAUAAAGACCUCGACUCAGAUCUGGGAA